AGCCGCUACAAUAAUUCAUUGUCGUAGGCUAUUUUAUUUUUUUGUAUAUAAGUUCUCCAAACGCCUUCAAAUUUGAUAUUCCGAGCUCUACAAUGUCUCUCGACACGAGAAUAUUCCACAAGAGAUAUUCUUCCUCUUCUGAUAAUCUGAACCCUAAAUCGGCAAAAAAAGAGAAACUCAAAGAGGCCUUUAAGUUGAUUUUCUAUGCGACGGGAAUCUACGCAUCCUUCAUCUUGUAUGGAGGAUUCCAGGAAUAUCUUUCGAAGCAAGCUACUUUCGGACUGCAACGCAAGGUUUUCGAUUAUCCUACAUUUUCCUUGUUUAUACAGGGCAUAUCCAAUUUGGUAGCUGCUUAUAUAGGUACUUUGAUUUACGUUCUUUUUUUUCUGCCGCGUUCUUUUUACCAAACUUCUUCUGCACUAGUUAUGCUCGUUACUCGAGAGCGACUUGUGGGCUCCGUCUCUCCCUUCAGUUAUAUUUUUUCUUCGCUGUCACAGAUGACGGCGUUGUUUUUGUCUUACUACGCGUUGGACUACAUUGAUUAUCCGACUCAGAUACUCGCGAAAUCUAGCAAGCCAAUUCCAGUUAUGCUUAUGGGCGUGGUCAUCUUGGGUCGUCGAUACACCCUUCUAAAGUAUUUGACUGUCUUCCUUAUUACUGGGGGUAUCGGCGCGUUUAUGCGCGAACAAGAUCGCUAUACAUACGCUCAGACUCAUGUACAUAAUUAUUUUGGAAUUACGUUGGUACUGCUGUCUUUGCUGUUGGAUGGCGUAACGGGGUCCCUGCAAGACUAUCAUAUCAAGCGCUAUCGACCUUCGGCUAACCACCUCAACUUCUGGACAAGUUUUUGGAUAGCUUUUACAUCGCUCUUUGUAUUUCUGAGCCAAGGCGAAUUCCUCCCUUCGCUGCAGUUUUGCGUAGAAUUUCCGUCGGUGUUGCUGCUUGUGGCUGCCCAAGCGAUAUGCAAUUCGAUAGGACAAUUCUUCAUCUUCCGAAUUUUGCGGCAAUUUGGACCGCUUACCCUGAGUGUGAUCACCACUAGCCGGAAAUUCUUUUCAAUUCUCGUGUCCAUAAUCUGGUUCAACCACCUGCUCAGUUUGAAGCAAUGGAUGGCACUGACGAUCGUGUUCGUAGGGCUGUCCAUUGACAUUUUCUCAAAAUCUCAGGAAAAGCGUGGUUGAACCAGCUUUAUAUAAAGUUUGAAGCCAGCUUAGUCACGGCGUCGAUUGGGUGGCGUUACGUUGUGUGAGCGGUGCCUAGAUAGUCUGCGCGUGAGCUGCUUAGUCCUAUAGCGUUUGGCUCUGUGCAGAGCGGGCGGUACCAGGACCUGUCUAUCAGGAUUGC
Messenger RNA from Schistocerca gregaria, 1344 nucleotides. Its product is annotated as solute carrier family 35 member B1-like. The transcript has 2 exons. Gene Ontology annotation, biological process: UDP-galactose transmembrane transport. The coding region runs from base 93 to 1181 and encodes 362 amino acids. The record is from RefSeq and is a predicted model, not a curated record. Gene Ontology annotation, cellular component: endoplasmic reticulum membrane; Golgi membrane. Lineage: Eukaryota; Metazoa; Arthropoda; Insecta; Orthoptera; Acrididae. Gene Ontology annotation, molecular function: UDP-glucose transmembrane transporter activity; UDP-galactose transmembrane transporter activity.